AUGAAGCAUCAACCAAGGAAAAUUUAUGUUGGAGGAAUGGUGGACUAUUUUGAUUAUGUUGAAGCAAAAAACCUUAAUUUAGCAGAUUUGAAGCAGAUGGCUGUUAUGUGCGGCUAUAUGAAUGACUCGGAAAUAUUUUGGCAUAAAUUUGGAAAGUUCGGUGAUAGGUGGAGAUUAGUGUCUACUGAAGUAGAAGCUCUCUCAAUUAAAAAAUUUAUCCCGAAUGAUAGAGUAGUUGAGUUGUAUUUUGAACAUUUGGACUCCUACAUUGAAGUAGAUUCAGGUGAGAUUCUAGGCCACACAAAUUGUACAUUAAAUCAAGAGCAUAUAGAAUGUGGUGACACAUACAAUUCUGAUGAGUUUGAAGAUUCAGAAAAUGAAUUAUCCGGUGACGAUGUCAUCCUUGAAAGACAUGGACAAAAAAAGCAAAGCUUUGAGGAUGGAAGGAAACUUAUUAAUGACGAAGUUCUGAGGAAAUUGUCUAAUGAAGAUGGAGAUUCAGAUUGUGUGGACUCUGAAGAUCAGAAGAGUUUGAAUGGUGAUUCUGAUAAUGAGUGCUUUCAUUUUCCAAAGCAUAACCCAAAAACUGAAGCAAAACAUCCUAUAUUAGCAUUAGAAUAUACAUUUGGAAGCAGGGAGGAGUUCAAAAAUGCGGUAUCAAUUCAUGAGGUAAAAGCUGGGAAGAGUAUUAGGUGGAUAAAAAAUGAUGGAAAAAGAGCAAAAGCGAAGUGUAGAAAUUCAGAUUGUAAAUGGGUAAUUAUGGCAUCGGUAAUGCAUCGAGACAAGGCAUUUCAGAUUAAAACUUAUGAUUCCAAGCAUACCUGCAAACGUUGGAACCAUCGUAACAAGACAAUAACCUCUUCUUUCAUUGCAAGAAUGUAUCUUGAUGCUAUCAGUCAAAACAGAGAGUGGAAGUUGUCUGACUUUAGAGACACGGUCAGUGUGGGACUUAAAGCUCAUGUUACUUUAGCUCAAGCUAGAAAGGCUAAAAAGAAGGCACUUGCAUUAAUUGAUGGAGAUGUGAAAGAACAAUUUUCCAUCCUUUGGGACUACUGCCUUGAAAUUGGAAGAUCAAAUCCUGGAACUUCAAUGUAUAUGAAGCUAACUCAAAACGAAAUGCCGAACAAACCAUAUAGAUUUCAAAGAAUCUAUGUUUGUUUUGUUGCUUGUAAGGAGGGGUUUAAGGCUGGAUGUAGAAAAAUAUUGGGUGUGGAUGGGUGUUGGUUGAAGGGUCAAAUGUAUGGAUAUCAGUUGUUGACUGCAGUUGGCUUGGAUGCCAAUAAUAAUAUUUUUCCAGUGGCCUAUGCAGUUGUAGAAAAGGAAACUAGGGAGACAUGGUCAUGGUUUUUGACCUGCUUAAUUGAUGAUUUGGAGAUUAAUGAUCAAGUUGAUUGGACCUUUAUGUCGGACAAACAAAAAGGUCUCAUUGAAGCGUUUAAUGAAGUUUUGCCAUCCGUGAGUCAUAGAUUUUGCGUGAGACAUCUUCAUAAUAAUUUUAAGAGGGCUGGUUUUAGUGGUUCCUCGCUAAAAUGUGCGCUUUGGGCUGCUGCAAGUGCUACAACUGUGGAAUUUUUUAAUGCUCGCAUCAAUGACAUUGUUAAAUUGGAUGCCGAAGCUGCUAUAUGGUUGAAAGAAAAGGAACCUAUUGAAUGGUCUAAAUCACAUUUUUCUCCCAUUGCUAAGUGUGAUAUUUUGUUGAAUAAUAUGUGUGAAUCGUUUAAUAGUAUGAUACUUGAUGCUCGAGAUAAGCCAAUCAUCACUUUGUUGGAAAAAUUAAGAUAUCUUCUUAUGGCUAGAUUACAAGCUAAUAGGGAUAAAGCUGAUAAAUGGAAUUCUGAUGAUAUUUGCCCUCGGAUUAAGAGUAUUCUGCACAAAAAUGAAAAAGAUGCUGCUGGUUUUAUUCCUAAAAAGUCGAAUGAAUGGAACUUUGAAAUUCUUGGCGGAAGUGUGAGCGACAUUUGGGCUGUGGACCUUGCUGGCAGAAAAUGUAGCUGUAGAAAAUGGACCAUUACAGGAAUCCCUUGCAAGCAUGCUAUUUCGGCAAUUUGGCAUAAAAAUGACGAGGUUAUUAAUUAUGUGGAUGACUGCUAUAAUGUGGAAAUGUAUAAGCGAAUCUAUGAACCAGCUAUUCUUCCAAUAAAUGGUUCACAGUUGUGGCCUAAAUCAGGCAAGAUCCCUCCUUUGCCUCCAAUCUUUUCAAGACAAAAUAAGUCUGGGAGAAAGCAAAAGUUGAGAAGGAAAGAACAAGAUGAAGUAGGAUCAAGUAGAACUAAGAUGAAGAAGAAGCAAACAUCAGUUAACUGUAGUCGAUGUCACAAGUCUGGCCAUAAUACGAGAACUUGCAAGUUUAACUAUGUACAGCCAGAAGGAGGAGUUUUUGAGUCAGCUUGUAGGAUGCCUUCUACUUCAUUUGUACCUGAAAAGUUGCCGGUAAAUAUUUUUAUACCUAAGUAA
This is a messenger RNA of Solanum verrucosum, 2454 nucleotides long. RefSeq lists its product as uncharacterized. The transcript has a single exon. The record is from RefSeq and is a predicted model, not a curated record. Gene Ontology annotation, biological process: DNA transposition. Bases 1 to 2454 code for a protein of 817 amino acids. Gene Ontology annotation, molecular function: transposase activity; zinc ion binding; DNA binding. Lineage: Eukaryota; Viridiplantae; Streptophyta; Magnoliopsida; Solanales; Solanaceae.